Peromyscus eremicus (cactus mouse) is the source of this 4133-nucleotide messenger RNA. RefSeq names its product sprouty related EVH1 domain containing 3 (gene Spred3). Gene Ontology annotation, biological process: negative regulation of MAPK cascade; multicellular organism development. The coding region runs from base 98 to 1330 and encodes 410 amino acids. The transcript has 6 exons. Gene Ontology annotation, molecular function: protein kinase binding. The record is from RefSeq and is a predicted model, not a curated record. Gene Ontology annotation, cellular component: membrane. Lineage: Eukaryota; Metazoa; Chordata; Mammalia; Rodentia; Cricetidae.
AGGGGAAGUAGCAAACCCAGGCUAUGGGGGUGGGGAUGGGGGAAGAUGCUGAAAAGGUGGGUAUGGUGCGAAAAGGUAGAUCCGACGGAAAAGGUACAUGGUGCGGGUCCGAGCCGUGGUGAUGGCCCGAGAUGACUCCAGUGGGGGCUGGCUGCCUGUGGGGGGCGGGGGCCUCAGCCAGGUGAGCGUAUGUCGGGUCCGAGGGGCCAGGCCCGAGGGGGGGGCCCGCCAGGGGCACUACGUCAUCCACGGGGAGCGGCUUCGGGACCAGAAAACCACCUUGGAGUGUACCCUGAGGCCAGGUUUGGUUUACAACAAAGUGAACCCUAUCUUCCACCACUGGAGCCUGGGUGACUGCAAGUUUGGGCUGACGUUUCAGAGUCCCGCAGAGGCUGAUGAGUUCCAGAAGAGUCUGCUAGCCGCACUGGCCGCACUCAGCCGAGGCUCGCUCACUCCCUCCUCUUCCUCUUCCUCCUCCUCCCCUUCCCAGGACACUGCAGAGACCCCCUGCCCUCUGACGUCCCACGUGGACAGCGACUCCUCCUCCAGUCACAGCCGCCAGGAGACUCCUCCCACAGCUGUUGCAGCUCCCAUUGUCACAGUGGAGUCAACAUCUGCCUUCCCACCAGCCACACCCCCACAACGGCGACGCUCCUCUGCUCAGAGCUACCCUCCGCUUCUACCGUUCACUGGGAUUCCAGAACCCUCAGAGUCUCUAGCCGGGGCAGGGAGCCAGGGCUGGGGCGGCCGUGGCUAUGAGGACUACCGGCGAUCCGGACUACCGGCACCUCUUCCCCUGUCUACCUGCGUCGUGGGCUUCGCCAAGACUGGUGCAUUGAGGGGUGCAGCUCUGGGUCCCCCAGUGUCACUCCCUGCCCCUCUCGCUGAGGCUACACCCCCAGCACCCCCUGCUCGUCCACCCCCGGGUCCGGGCCCCACUCCUGCUCCAGCCAAGGCCUCCCCGGAGGCCGAGGAGGCUGCACGCUGUGUGCACUGCAGAGCACUCUUCCGCCGCCGUGCGGAUGGGCGUGGUGGUCGCUGCGCAGAGGCCCCAGACCCAGGUCGCCUGCUAGUGCGCAGGCUCAGCUGCCUGUGGUGUGCCGAGAGCUUGCUGUACCACUGUCUGUCGGACGCCGAGGGUGACUUCUCGGACCCAUGCGCUUGUGAGCCAGGCCACCCGCGCCCUGCUGCACGCUGGGCCGCUCUGGCUGCGCUGUCGCUGGCAGUGCCCUGCCUCUGCUGCUACGCACCUCUGCGCGCCUGUCACUGGGUUGCAGCACGGUGUGGCUGCGCAGGCUGUGGGGGUCGCCAUGAGGAGGCUGCACGGUGAGGAUCGUUGGGCUGGUUUGAAAAUCGGUCUGAAGACCUAAAAUGGAGGGUCCAGGACCCUGAACUCCGUACAAACCUAAAACCCAAACUUAGGUACGUCUGGAACUUGGAGCUUAAAUGGAUUUGAGAGAUCCCAGAUCUAGUACCUUGGACCCCAAACCUAGGACUAAGAUCUCAGACUCAGCUUCAUCAGGAUGCCUGUCAAGUGGACCCAGGAGUCCUGAAUUCUGGAUUCUCCCUCCCUCUUCCCCACUGAGGAGACUCAUGACAUCUCCAAACAUUGCAUCUCAGAAGGCCCAGGAGCUUACACCCCUGAGACCCAGGGAUCUUGGACCCUGACUCUCUGUCUAAAUACCCAACCCAGACUCCAAGUCAUACUUGACGUUGUAAACACUCAUACUACAGCUCCCAAAUUAGUCAGGAGUUGCUAAAACCUGACCCUUUAUCAAAUGACUUAGACCUUGAGACCAGAGGACCCAGGAUCACUAGAAAACAGUCCCUGAAUUUUCACUGGAGACCUGGUAUAUACCUACAUCUGGAUGUUCUUAUAGCCCAGGACCUGGAAACACCAAAUCCUCCCGGGUUAGAGACACCAGGAUGGUUUGGAAUCACCAGAUGCUGACCUGAAGUCUACUCACUCCUGAGAGUCCACAGAUCUUACCAUCAGUUCAUGUACAAGUGAUUCACAGAUUCCCGCAGGCCCCAAAAUGCACCAAAAGUCCUCAGAUAUCCUCAAACAUGAGGUGUUUUCUGACCAAAAUAAUUUGGGAGGCCCUUUUCAGAGCUCAGCAAGGUCCAGAUAUCAGACAUCAAGAUGCCCUGGAAGCCAGGGCCCGAACACCUGCCCCUCAAGUCAGCAGUUUUGGAGAACUUGGGUCUCACGGAUGGUCUCUGAGGUGCCUGUUACCCUCAGAUGUAUGCCUGAAGGCCACCAGCACUUUGGGCCCAGUGCACUGGUCUCAAGUGCUUAGAUAGCCUUCCAGUUUCCCUGGGGCCUGAAUUUUAAGAACCCAAAUGUUCUGGAAACAUUAGCUUCCUUCUACCUACGUUCCCCAACCAACAGCUGGGUAGGAUCUCCUGGAUCUCAGGAGAUGCAGUGGCCAUGGUAAUCCAGGCCUCUCAUCCCUUGACUCUCAGCUCUAUAGCAACUCCAAGGUGCUUUAAGAGCACCGGGUCUAAGACUCUGAGAUACCAACCGACCCCUGUGUGCAGGAUUCAAGCCCCCACAAUCUUGAGAUUGUUUUGGCCUGAGACCUUGGUCCCUCUGUACCAGAGAUGUUAGAGACAAGAUGGCCCAGGGCCUUGGCAUCUUUACACUCCCGAGUUUCUUGAACUCAAAGUACUUCUAGACUGAUGAAGCCCCCAGAUACCUCAUCACCUGAUCCCCCCGAGUCCUGCCAUCCAGAGAUUCCUGAGACUGCAAAGUCCCAGCAACAUCCAGACAUCCUCUUUAUCCUGGGAAAACACUUGCACCAGUGUGAAUUCAGAUUGCUGGAAUCCUGGACCACCCAGCAGUUUCCCUCUCCCACCUCUAGGGCCUGGCGUUGCCACAGACGAUUGUACAAGCUCUCAGCUAAGCAGAGACAGGCAGCUGCAGGGGUCAAGCAGGGACAGCAGAGGAAGGCCUACCCUUCUCUACUGUGCAAAACUGUACCUUUUGGGCUGGCUAUGGCUCCACAGAAGCCCCCAUCAUCCCUAACCCUUGCAGAUCACUCCUGCCAUCAACCCCUAGUUCAUUCAGGUCCAUCUCCUGUUAGCCUCCUCCAUCUCGGUUGGGAGUUGCUUUGGGAAGCUCGGCACUGUGUAAUGGCACUUCCCCAUGCUUUCCUUCUGAAGAAGAGGGGUGCCACAGCCUCUCUUCCCUAACAAUGGGGUGUCCACUGUGCCUAGGAACUGGUGUCCUGGAUAGGGGAACCAAGGUCUCAGAGCCAAGACAGUCUUGAUGGUUUAUGGGCUUAGGACCUACAUCUGGCCCGAAGUUACUAGGAAUGUGCACUUAACCAUUCCUCAUUACCUAGACUUGGGUGGCCUUGUGGGGAUUCAAGGGAUUAAUAUUUGUGUCACUUCCUUUAAAUUAUUAACUAUUUAUUGUAUCCGGAACCUGUGAUUCAGCUCUCCCAACCAGACCCUGGGAUGGGUGAGAGAAAAUGGGGAGGGGGGUGUCCCUCCCAUCCCCACUCUGUUCGGCUGUCAUCACUGUCAGACCCACCAGAGCUGAGGGCGGAGGAACUGGGGGCUGGGGCAGCCUGGGUCCCCAUCCCCCUCUCUGUGCCUCGGUCUCCCCCCUUCCAUGGUGAGUGGGGGGAAGCUCCAUUCUUAACCUACCUCGUUUGGGAAGGGGUGGGAUGGGGGACCAGAGUGCUGUAUGGUGCUGUGAGAUCUUCGGAUUAAGCAGUGGGGACUGGGGAAGGUUCCCUAGUCCCCAUCUCCCAGUACCCCCUCUCCCAGGUCCCCAGCCCUGUUCCCUGCUGACACCCACCUCUGAUCCAUGAUUACCUUUCACUGCCCCCAUAUCUGGGGUGUGUGGAGGGCUGAACCCUGGGAGCCAGGAAGACCUCAGACCCUGGAGCCCCCAAUUUUCCAGCUGCUUGCCCCUCAGAUUGGAUGCUUGCCCCCCAGAUUUUGGGGGAGGCAUGCCAACAUUAAUCUUCCUGAUCGUGAUUCCAAGCCAGUCUGUGACCUCAAUAUUGUUAGUGUCAGUGCAGGCUGAAGCGGAGGGAGGAUGGGGGGCCAAAGACCCAGUCUUGUCAUUGGGGGAGAGGGGCUUGAAAUCUGCUCCAAGAAAUGUCUGUGACAGUGUCUAA